This is a messenger RNA of Ailuropoda melanoleuca (giant panda), 3737 nucleotides long. It is a transcript of the gene PHF7, whose product is annotated as PHD finger protein 7. The transcript is spliced from 10 exons. The coding region runs from base 1953 to 2918 and encodes 321 amino acids. The record is from RefSeq and is a predicted model, not a curated record. Gene Ontology annotation, cellular component: nucleus. NCBI's taxonomy places the organism in Eukaryota, Metazoa, Chordata, Mammalia, Carnivora, Ursidae.
GUUAGCGGUCCUCCCCUACCAACGGUCGGUGACGCGGUGGUCCCCGCGGCCGCAGUCUCCCUGGGUCGCAGUCCGCGUGACCCGGCCCCCGUUUGCGCGCUCGCCCCCUUCGCCGGCGCAGUCACCGCGCGGGGCGGCCGCCCGUGAGGUAGCUACCACGGCUUGUGACAACGAAUAAAGCUCCGGACAGCGGCGCCCUCGGCGACAGCUGGGCGGGCGGCCCCGACCGGGAGCCGCGGCCUGUGCGCUACCGUGAGGAGCGAGCGGCGGAGGCGACCUCCGGCCCGGCCGCGCACCAGCCGCCCGGCAGGCGCGACAUGAGCCUGGCCUGGCAUCCGCGGGAUGCUCCUUGAGCCCCUUCUCCGGCUGUUACCUCCGGGGGACGGUUGUGGCCACACCGACACGUAUUUUCCAAAUAAAUCAUUGUUUAUUCUUGCGGCGGCGGGGCCGAACACGCUUAUUUAUUAAUUUUUUCAACAAGGCUUUACCCAACGCUCAUCCAGUGAAAAGCUUGGUAACCGUUCCAAGGGAGCAUCCGCUCGUUAGGAAAUCUCGGACUGAGCUGCUCGUGGAAGCCGGCAUUUGCAACGUCCCUCCUCAAAUGCUCUGAAGAUUGUUGCGUCUUCCCGUAACUACCAGUGUGCACAGAAUCCCACUCAAGGAACGUCUUCGUCCAGCGAUGCAAAGAACUGACGUUUCAAGGUUUUAUUUCUAUUGCCUGAUGGCCGGGAUUUCCCCACAACGACCCGGAGCCGCUCAGUAGUCCCGAAAGUGGGUCCCCCUAGUGCGAGCCCUCCUCUCUUCUCUUCCAGCCUGGCCAAGUGCUUUUGUUGAAUAAGAAGCCAUCAAGUGCCAUGACUUCUGCAAGUGCAACUCAUGGGUCGGAAGAGGAGAUGGAGCAAACACAAAGAGAGGAAGGGUGGUCUAGUCGUAGUUUUCUGAACAGCCUUAGCAGUUGUAUCCAAGGAGAACAGUGGACAGCCCCUGCAGAUGUUCACGCUUCCCAGCUGUGCUCUGAGGACAUGGGUGCUGGAGUGUCUGUCCCUGGAGUGACCCGAUUCACUCAGCUCUCCUCCGAAGAAAUGCUGUCCUUCCCCCUCCCUUGACUAGACACAGUCCUUCCUUCAUGGGAGUGGAUUUUAUGUCUUUUUCAAUCGUCUCUUCCCUUUCCGGGAUUUCCCCGUUAGCCAGUGAACGCUAAAUUUGCGGUCUGCUGACAUUGGUGGGGGGGGGGAGGCAGGGUGUCGUCUCCACUUUGGGACAUUUUGCUCUUGGCUCAGAUCUAGGACAAAGGUUGGGAACAGACCAAACCUCAAUGGCCAGCCGAGCCUGAUGACAAGGGGUGAUGUGUCAGUGUUCUCUCUUGUCUCCCACUAGAGGGAGUUCUUGCUUCAGGCAGCCAAAAUCCCAGGGACUCCUUUUCCUGGGAAAGAGCUACCUUCUCUAAGCCCUUACCUGGUAGAAUUAAGGCUCCUAUACUUGGAAGCAAAAUGAGCCUCUUUAUCCUGAGUGCUACCUCGUGCGUUUAGUAGGCACGAAGAAAACGAAGACCCGUUUAGUCAGGUCAGGCAGUGGUUCCAAUUCUUAACUCUGCUGAGUAUAAGCAGUAACUCUCAUCUUGGGCAAGUGCCUCUUUGUGACCUCUCUGUGCCUCAGUCUCCUCAUCUUGAAAAUGGGGAGAGCAGUGGUACCUCCUGCACUGCGUUUUUGUGAGUUAACACAGAUGAAAUGCCUAGAGCAGUUCUGAUGCAAUUUAAUAUUUAUUGGCUACUACUGGAGUUGAUAGUGGGUGGGUCCGUUUUAUUGUCACAUGGGUUGGACUUUGACCCCGUGGAACCAAAUGUAGAAUUAAAUUGCUGACCAAGCCCUGUUUGUAUUUAUAGCUGGAAGAACCUGUAUUGUCCUCAAAAUAGUAUAGAAGAAUUCAAGUUAGGAGAGAGAGGCAGCAGCGAAUGAAGACUAUAAAAGAAAAGAAGAAGGAACGUCAAAGAUUGAGAAAAUCUGCCAAGACAAGGAGGGUAACCCAAAGGAAGCCGUCUUCAGGGCCUGUUUGCCGGCUAUGCCUUCAAGAACCUGGGGAUCCCGAAAAACUGGGGGAAUUUCUUCAGAAAGACAAUCUCAGCGUGCAUUAUUUUUGUCUUAUCCUAUCUAGCAAGCUGCCUCAGAGGGGCCAGUCCAACAGAGGUUUCCAUGGAUUCCUGCCUGAAGACAUCAAAAAGGAGGCAGCCCGGGCUUCUAGGAAGAUCUGCUUUGUGUGCAAGAAAAAGGGAGCUGCCAUCAACUGCCAGAAGGAUCAAUGCGUCAGAAACUUCCAUCUUCCUUGUGGCCAAGAAAGGGGUUGCCUUUCACAAUUUUUUGGAGAGUACAAAUCAUUUUGUGGAAAACAUCGCCCAACACAGGACAUCCAACGGGGGAAGGCAGGGGAGGAAAGCUGUGUCUUGUGUUGUGAAGACUUAUCCCAAGCAAGUGUCGAAAACAUCCAGAGUCCGUGUUGUAGUCAAACUAUCUACCACCGCAAGUGCAUACAGAAAUAUGCGCACACAUCAGCCAAACACUUCUUCAAAUGUCCACAGUGUAACAAUCGAGAAGAGUUUCCUCAAGAAAUGCUAAGAAUGGGAAUUCAUAUUCCAGACAGAGAUGCUGCCUGGGAACUCGAGCCAGGGGCUUUCUCGGAGUUGUAUCAGCGCUAUCAACAUUGUGAUGCCCCCAUCUGUCUGUAUGAAAAAGGCAGAGACAGCUUUGAGGAAGAAGGGAGGUGGCGCCUCAUUCUGUGUGCGACAUGCGGGUCCCACGGAACCCACAGGGACUGCUCCUCUCUUAGAUCCAACAGUAAGAAGUGGGAAUGUGAGGAGUGUGCACCUUCUGCUGAAGCCGCAGGACCCCAUCCAGGAGACCACAUUGCAUUGAGUCGCCCUUAGGUUCCUCUUGGCUGUAACAGUUUGUCAGAUUUUCCUUGUUCUUGAUGACCUUGGCAGUUCUGAGGAGUACUGGUCAGGUAUUUGAGAGCCCUCAGUUGGGAUUUGUCUGAUGUUUCUCUCACAAUUAGACUAGGGUUAUGGGCCUGGGGGAGGGAAACCACACAGGGAAAAUGCUGUCAUCACAUCAGAUCCAAGUGACAAUCUAUCAACACGUCUUCCACUGUUGAUGGUGAACUAGAUCGUCUGAUGAGGAGUGUUUGUCAGGUUUCUCCAGCGUAAAGUUACUUCUUUCCCCCACUUUCCAGACUGUGCCUUUUGGAAGGAAGUUACUCUGGGUAGCCCAUGAUGAAUGAGUGGGGAUUGAUGCCCCCUCCGUCCUUGAGGACAGAAUAUCUACAUUAUUUGGAAUUAUUCUGCAUGGGAGAUUUACCUGUUCUCUCCCACUUAUUUAUUCAGUCACGUGUUUAUGUCAGUCUAGACAUAGGGAUAUGCAUAGUGUAUUCUGGGUUAUAACCCGAUACUGCUUGAUUUAUUUUGUUGCUCAAAUUAUUCCAGCUCUGGCCUCUUGGGAGCGCCUGAGUCCUUUUCACAUACCCCCGUUGCUGUGUGUUUUGUUCUGUUGGUUUUGGGGGAUUUUUGAGCCCUUCUUUAUUGUUUGGCCCUACAAGAUGCUCCAGGCUCCGCUUGUAUGAUUUAAAUAUAUGUUUUGACAAACAUAUCUGUCUGUUAGAAUUAAUUACUGUUUUAUAACUUAGGACCUAGAACAAAUAGUUCACUUGGGGAGGGUAGAAAUAGAUGUUAAAUAAAAAUUCCCCAAAA